Messenger RNA from Anopheles cruzii, 3447 nucleotides. It is a transcript of the gene kuz, whose product is annotated as disintegrin and metalloproteinase domain-containing protein 10. Gene Ontology annotation, cellular component: plasma membrane. Lineage: Eukaryota; Metazoa; Arthropoda; Insecta; Diptera; Culicidae. The transcript has 12 exons. Gene Ontology annotation, molecular function: metalloendopeptidase activity. The coding region runs from base 1 to 3126 and encodes 1041 amino acids. Gene Ontology annotation, biological process: membrane protein ectodomain proteolysis; Notch signaling pathway. The record is from RefSeq and is a predicted model, not a curated record.
AUGCAUCUGAAAUGUGGAUUGGUGCUACUUUCAACGCUACUGCUCCUCAACGACAUCGAAAGUGCACGUCCCCUCAACGAGUACAUAUCGCACCACGAGAAGUUGAGCUACGAUCACCAGCACCUGCAUGCUAGUCACAGCCGGGCGAAACGAUCGGUCACCAAAGAUCAUCAUGUACAUCUUAGCUUUAGGGCCCACGAACGAGAUUUUAACAUUAGACUUAAACGUGAUCUCAGCACGAUAAGCGAUAAGUUAGAGAUACAUUCGGACCAGGGACCGGUGAAGGUCGAUUCGUCCCACAUCUACCACGGUGAGCUGAUCGGCGAGCCGGACAGUUACGUGUUUGGGUCGAUCUUCGACGGUGUGUUCGAGGGUCAGAUGAUCAGCGGCGACAGCACCACCUACCAUGUCGAGCGGGCGAAACACUACUUUCGGGAGUCGUCCCAUCCCGAUACGCACCCGUUGCACCACCUCGGUGACGACGAGCCACCGUUCCAUUCGGUGAUCUACAAGGACGAACACGUCGACGAUCCGUACCGCCACCGGCGGAAAGGUCACCCAUCCGGUUGCGGUGUGCACGAUGAGGUGUCCGCCUGGAUGGACCGCAUCCAGAAUUCGGCUGUCGAGGAAGACGAAGUGGCGGCGCCCACGGCAGACCGUGGCGACGACGAAGAGCUGCCGCCAGCGAUUGCUGCCAAAAAGGACAACGACAACAGUAAUCAGCAACAGCAGCCGCCACAUCAAAACCGCACCAAUGCCGCCCCACGCAAGAAUGGGAACCCGAAGGCUACGAAACGACGAUCGGCAUCGCCGGCGGAGGAAAGGGCAGCCCCGGCACGGGACAACCGGAACGUCAUCGAAACUGGGUACGAGUUUAAGUUUCCGCACGAAAAAUAUUCGAAGGCGGCGAACUGGCGUGGGCCGGCCGAUGCCGACAGCGACCCGGAGUGGCACUGGAAGUCGCACAUUCGAGCGCGCCGGGCUGCGCGGGCCAAGGAGGACUACCGGAACACCUGCUCACUGUACAUCCAGACCGAUCCGCUGCUGUGGAGCCACAUACGGGAUAGCAUCGUUAGCCAUCUGCACCGUGCACGGAAGGUCGAGCUGAUUGAGAAGACACGUGAGGAAAUCCUUUCGCUGAUCAUACACCACAUCACUGCCGUUAACUACAUCUACCGGAACACCAAGUUCGAUGGACGAGUGGAGCAUCGUAACAUUCGCUUCGAGGUUCAACGGUUAAAGAUUGAUGACGACUCCUCUUGCCACGACAGCCUGGACGAAGCGAACCCACUGUGUCUGGAGAAUAUUGACGUAUCCAAUUUCCUUAAUCUACAUUCUCUGGGUAACCACGAAGCGUUCUGCUUAGCGUAUGUUUUCACCUACCGCGAUUUCACUGGCGGCACUCUCGGACUAGCGUGGGUCGCUUCUGCUUCCGGUGCGUCCGGCGGCAUCUGCGAGAAGUACAAGACGUACACCGAAACGAUCGGCGGUAUGUACCAGAGCACGAAGCGGUCACUCAACACGGGCAUCAUCACGUUCGUCAACUACAACACGCGCGUCCCACCGAAAGUGUCCCAGUUGACGCUUGCGCACGAAAUUGGUCAUAACUUUGGCUCGCCGCACGAUUACCCAGCCGACUGUCGUCCGGGUGGCAACAAUGGAAACUUCAUCAUGUUCGCCAGCGCCACCAGUGGUGUCCGGCUGAACAAUGGCAAGUUUUCGCCCUGCUCGGUGCGCAACAUCUCGAACGUGCUGGACGCGAUCGAUGAGAGCAAGAAGCGUAACUGCUUCCAGGCGUCGGAGGGUGCGUUCUGCGGCAACAAGAUCGUGGAGAUCGGCGAGGAGUGCGACUGUGGUUUCAACGAGGACGAGUGUAUGGACAAGUGCUGCUAUCCUCGCGAGAUGACCGAUGCGAUGAAGAUCGAAAACGCGACGGCCCAGAGCUGCGGACGGCGGACACGAACGCAGUGCAGUCCCUCGCAGGGCCCGUGCUGCGAUAGCAACACCUGCCACUUUAUACCGUCCGACGCGAGGGUCACGUGCAAGGAAGAGACCGAGUGCUCGUGGGGUUCAGCCUGUAACGGCACGACGCCAGAGUGCCCGGAACCGCGACCUCGCGAUGAUAAGACAAAGUGCAACAAUGGCACUCAGCUGUGCAUCAAAGGCGAGUGUUCCGGUUCGAUCUGCUUGCUGUGGAACAUGACGGAGUGUUUCCUGACGUCCAACAUCAUUCCGAACAUCGACAAGCGGAAGCUGUGCGAACUCGCUUGCCAGAGUGGCAAUGAUACCAGCACGUGCAGGAGUACGAGCGAGUUCGCACGGGAGUACGGUCUUCCAGACGGUGGGUACAGCUUGCGACCCGGCUCACCCUGCGAUAACUUCCAGGGAUACUGUGACGUGUUCCUAAAGUGCCGUGCCGUCGAUGCCGAGGGGGCGUUGGUGCGGCUAAAGAACCUGCUGUUCAAUAAGAAAACGCUCCAGACGGUGGCCGAAUGGGCGACGGAACGCUGGUAUUUGGUGUGUGGGUUCGGUAUCGUGUUCAUCAUUCUGAUGGGCGUCUUCAUCAAGUGCUGCGCGGUCCACACGCCUAGCUCGAAUCCGAAGAAAGCGGCCGCAUACCGCAUAUCGGACACGUUACGCCGUCCGAUGAACACCCUGCGAAUGAUGCGUCGACAUCAUCACAACGGUGGCGGGCCUAGGAGUGUUCCUGUGCCCAGAGGUGAACGGUCAAGGAGUGCGGGAGCUACGGCUGGCGCAGGUGGUGCUGUCGGUGGUGGUGGAGGACGCAGUGGGGAACAACGCAAUGGAGGAGGUCGAGGGGCAGGUGGAGGACGAACGCGUGGCGCCGAUGGCGGCGGUCACGGAGAGAUUCGUAAUGGCGUCAGCGCCGGUGGCGGCGCCGGCGGUCAUACUUCCUCGUCCUCCGGCAACAGUCGACCAUCAAAUAGCUCCCGCGUGCCAGCACAUGGGUAUGGCGAAGGCCGUGGCCAACAAUACUACCCACCGAAAGCACCACCAAUGCAGAAUUAUAGCCGCAUGAGUAAUGCGGAGCUGUACGCCGAAGCUUACCCCGACCGGGGGAUUUACGAACCACCUAGGCGUCCUUAUCCCAACAACAAGGUUUGACAAGAUCGCUACCAAGCACAGGACGGAUACCACCGCAACAGAGCCAACCGAAAGAUGGUCACAUCUGUGCAGCAGCGACCGUUCCUCCACUGUCUCAACUGCCCUUCAUCGCCGCUAGUUCGCCAUCGAUUUCGUUAAUGAUUUCACGAUCUCCUCCACUCUCGUUGCUGUUGCGCCUGACAUCGCCAUCAUUCCCCUGACGGCCCAUCAUUCCGUUGCCGUUUCGCUUAAAUGCUUCGCAACAGGAGUGCUAGAUUUUUUUUUAUUAUUGUUUCUUUCAAACUUUAUCUCAAAGCAUCACUACUCAGAUGAAGACCAAAA